Mercenaria mercenaria is the source of this 1431-nucleotide messenger RNA. RefSeq lists its product as uncharacterized. NCBI's taxonomy places the organism in Eukaryota, Metazoa, Mollusca, Bivalvia, Venerida, Veneridae. The coding region runs from base 86 to 1219 and encodes 377 amino acids. The transcript is spliced from 4 exons. The record is from RefSeq and is a predicted model, not a curated record.
UAAGCGGCAUAAAAGUACAAGUUUUGGUAAUGAUAUAAGCGAUGCAAAUGAGUGCGGAAAUGGAUUUGGAUACUAUCAAGAAUCGAUGAACAGAUUUGCCAGACAGGCAUACAGCUCCGUACUUAAAGACCAUAUUGCUCCUGGAACCCCUGCUCCAGAAGAGCUGCUUAACUUCAGACUGAACACAAAGAAGAGCAAUGGCACUAAAAGGCAGCAUGUGCCUACCAAGCGUCUGGAAGAGAGCAAGCAGCAGGAGGAGACUCUCUCUCCAAAGAAAAGAAAGAAGGAGGCUAGGCAACAGGUGGAUAAACAGCAGAAAACUGUCUCCCCAAAGAAAAAGGAAGCAAAGAAAAGUACACCAAAAGAGAAAAAUCCAACCCAAGCAAGUGUCUGCCAGGAUUCUAUGUUGGAAAUGUGCAAGAACAUGACCGGCUUGUUCCAGCAGUUUAAAGGUCAGACUCAAUCAGCACUCACUGUGACCCCUUUAAAAGACAAGACUCAAUUAGCAGAUCAGAUUCAAUCAGCAGAGAUUCCAAAAGCCAAGACUCCAUCAGCAGAUCAGAUUCAAUCAGAAGAGAUUCCAAAAACCAAGACUCAAUCAGCAGAUCAGAUUCAAUCAGAAGAGAUUCCAAAAACCAAGACUCAAUCAGCAGAUCAGAUUCAGUCAGAAGAGAUUCCAAAAACCAAGACUCAAUCGGCAGAUCAGAUUCAGUCAGAAGAGAUUCCAAAAACCAAGACUCAGUUAGCAGAUCAGAUUCAAUCAGAAGUGAAACCUAAAGACAAGACUCAAUCUGAAGAGAAUCAGAAAGUUCAGACUCGUCCAUCAGAGAACUGCACUGGAACCAUAACAACACCAUUGACGGACACCUGGGGUGCUUGUCAUCGAGCACUAAGCUUUGUUGAUGAGGUGUCAACUGAACAAAUGCCUGUUGCUUCUGCCAAUGUACUUUCAACAAUCAGAGGGCUGCUGAACCCAGAGUUCCUAGAUUUCAUGAGAAGGCUGAGUGACCAUAUGGAAUCAAGCACAUGCCCCCAUACAUGCAUGAAGGUCAUGAUGGAAAAAAAUGUUAGUGCUAACCCUGAUCAAAUGAACCACACAGUACAACAAGGGUUUUUGGCUCAGCUUGCAGAUUUGAACAGUAUUGAAGUUAGUAAAUUUUCUAAUAUUGCAGUUCAUGUUUUCCCAGUCAGACCCAGCUACAGUUGCCAUGAUGUUUGACCUAUAAUUUUGUGCUGCACAUUGGUUUUGAUUUUCAAUGGGAACAAAAUAUUAUAAAAUACAAAUGGUUUAGCCUUAGGUAAUAAAGUGUUUUCUUUUUUUCUGGUAACCUGACCAUCCUUAAAUUUUUAAGCAUAAAAAAAUAGGAGUGCCCUACAAUAAACAAAGUUUCAGUGUCACUGUUAGUGGGCCAAAAUUUUCAUACAUUUAAU